AUGCUCAUCACAGUCCACACACUAAGUAUUGGCAGUUUUGAGAUCGAUGUCGAGCCGACUGAUACGGUCCGGCAGGUCAAGGGAAAGAUUCAAGCAGUAUACCAUAGAUUUCCGAUUGAAGAGCAAUUUCUUAUUUUCCGGAGACGAGGAAUGGCUGAUAUGCAGAUGGUCUCAGACUAUGGGAUCACAGAGGGAGAUGCGGUUCAUAUGAGGUUGGAGUUUGCACGACGGUCCAAUGCGAAUCGGGUUUUAAGAUAUGCAAGUGCUGCAUAA
Messenger RNA from Caenorhabditis remanei, 273 nucleotides. RefSeq lists its product as uncharacterized. NCBI's taxonomy places the organism in Eukaryota, Metazoa, Nematoda, Chromadorea, Rhabditida, Rhabditidae. The transcript is spliced from 2 exons. Gene Ontology annotation, cellular component: nucleoplasm; cytosol. Gene Ontology annotation, molecular function: polyubiquitin modification-dependent protein binding; proteasome binding; ubiquitin binding. Gene Ontology annotation, biological process: proteasome-mediated ubiquitin-dependent protein catabolic process. Bases 1 to 273 code for a protein of 90 amino acids. The record is from RefSeq and is a predicted model, not a curated record.